This is a messenger RNA of Corapipo altera (White-ruffed manakin), 1599 nucleotides long. RefSeq names its product testis development related protein (gene TDRP). The coding region runs from base 243 to 866 and encodes 207 amino acids. NCBI's taxonomy places the organism in Eukaryota, Metazoa, Chordata, Aves, Passeriformes, Pipridae. Gene Ontology annotation, cellular component: nucleus; cytosol. The record is from RefSeq and is a predicted model, not a curated record. The transcript has 4 exons. Gene Ontology annotation, biological process: spermatogenesis.
CCCUGCCCUGCCCGCCCCGCGGACUGUCCGCGCUCCCCACUCCAUCGGCAGGCCGGCGGUGAGGGGCGGGCUCCCGGCGCCGCCAGCAGCUCCUCCCUCCUCCCGGCCCGGGAGCCCCCGGCGGGGUGACAGCCCUGCCGAGCGCAGCCGCCCCGGCCGGGGCUGCGGAGGCAGCGCCGCUCCCCCUCGGCCCGCUCGCUGCCGGGACCAGCGGGGCGGGAGCCGCCGCCCCCGUGCCCGCCAUGUGGAAGCUCAACAAGAGCAGCAAAGUUCUGCUGGACGACUCGCCCGAGGAGGAGGAGACGCAUCCCCGCGGGCCGCCGCCAGCCGCCGCCGCCGCCUUCGCGGCCCCCCAGAAUAAAGACCAGUUUCUUCAUGAUGAAGUGUCAUCUUCAGUGUCACAUCUUGCAAUAAAGGUUCAAGGUGCAAGUUUCCGGGGUUGGAAGGAAGUGACAUCUAUGUUCAAUAAAGAUGAUGAACAGCAAUUGCUAGCAGGAUGCAAGUCUCCAAAAUCCAAAGGAACAAAUCUAAAGUUAAAGGAAGAGAUGAAGUCUGAAAAGAAGCCAGGUUUUUGGGACAGUUUGGUGAUAAAGCAGAAUGUUCCACCUAGGAAACCAGAUGAGAUUGAGGGAUGGGAACCACCGCAGAUCAGCACUGCUGACUCUACCAGCAAUGCAGCAACUCCUUUAAGUGACUAUGCAGCCUGGUCAGGCUGGGAAGAUGAAACCAAAGGCUCCACAAAAUACACAAACCUGGCCAGCUCAGGAAACAGUUCCCGGUGGAGUAUCAAAUCAGCUGGAAAGCUGGUUAGUAUUAGACGUCAAAGCAAAGGUAACCUUACUGACAACUGGGAAGAGUUAGAAUGAUACUGGUAAUGUGAAAUACUUCAUAGAUAAGAAGAGAAAGAUUCCAUGAUUUACUCAUAUGUUUAAACCAAAAUCAAAUCUGCUCGAUCUUGCACCUUUAUACAGUACUUUGUUUUAUUCAGAUUGUUACAAAUUUUUGCUCACCUGAUAGUAAAUUUUCUUAUUACAUUGUUAAAUAGCUAUGUUUUCCACACUGAAAAAAAAGUAGAGAAUCUAUUUUGUGCCUAUAUUUCACAUUCAGACUUUGCAGUAUGUUGGAUUGUUGGUUUUACCAAAAAAAAAAGUAAUUCCUUAGUGAAUGUAUACACUGGUUGUAAAUUUGACUGCCUUAUGUAGGAAGUUCCACUAGCUCAAGUCCUGUUUCUUUUCUGAUGUUUGAAGGUCACUCAAAAUUUUAGUUUUGAUGCUGUCCCUUUUUAACCAAGAAUACUGAUCUGUCACUUGCAGGGAGAAUGCUUGUACUUAGUAGACUGUUUCCAAAUCUUCAGCCUCAGCAUAUACUUCAGCUUGUGCACACAAGAUGCUUACUGUCACAAUGUGCUAUACUGUGUAUGAAGUGGGAAAAUACUAUUCUAAUGUAAUUCCUUCCAUUAGAAGAUUGUCACCAAUAGUCAGGUCAAAUGGGUCUUCCAGAAUUUGGGGGGGGGGGGGGUUUUGAUGGGUUUUUUUCCUGUUUGUUUGGGGGGGGAUGGAGCAUUUGGGUUUUUUUCUGGUUUGUUUGUUUUUGGGUUUU